UUUUAGUGCAGACGACCGCAGACGACAGGAAGUGGAUAUGAUCUGUGUUGAUAAUGCAACAAAAAGGCAAAGAAAUAGAUAUCCAUGUAGUGCAAAAGACUUUUAAUUUACCGAGCUUUUCUGAAACAUUCUCCUUAAAAAAUAAAUCAAUGUCAAACGAAUUUGGACCAGUUUUAUCAGCUGCGAGUCCAAGAGGAAAAGAUAUUCACAUUUCGAAACUGCAUAGCCAGAGACAGACACAGUGCCACCCUAAGAAAUCUACAUUGAAAAGACAUUUGGAACAAAUUGAACAAGACAAGGUUUUAGUCCAACCAGCACAUUUUGGUGGUCAUCCAUCAAAGAAACUUAAGAGUGAUUGGGAUUCACUGUUCUACAACAAUGAAGCAUGUGGCAAUGGUGACAACAAAUACAGGAAUGCCACAAAUGCAGAUGAUGUAUUCCAAAAGUCAAAGAAAAGACAGAGUUUUCUUGUUAGGGGGAAAGAGAUGAAGAGUUACUUUCAUUUACUAGAGGAUGAUCUCAUCCAAGACUUUUUGCAAAGAGAUAAAUGCACCAAAAUUACAGAUAAGGUAUCAACAAACUAUGAAUACUGUCAUGUUUCAAAAUCAUGCAAGGCUAUCUAUAGACUGUAGUAUCAGAUUAUAGUG
Molecule: messenger RNA, 647 nt
Organism: Mercenaria mercenaria
Lineage: Eukaryota; Metazoa; Mollusca; Bivalvia; Venerida; Veneridae
Exons: 2
Coding region: 54-632 (192 amino acids)
Biological process (GO): positive regulation of cyclin-dependent protein serine/threonine kinase activity
Molecular function (GO): protein kinase binding
Source: RefSeq, a predicted model, not a curated record